Bactrocera dorsalis (oriental fruit fly) is the source of this 4039-nucleotide messenger RNA. RefSeq names its product putative phospholipase B-like lamina ancestor (gene lama). Gene Ontology annotation, biological process: phospholipid catabolic process. Lineage: Eukaryota; Metazoa; Arthropoda; Insecta; Diptera; Tephritidae. The record is from RefSeq and is a predicted model, not a curated record. The transcript is spliced from 5 exons. Gene Ontology annotation, molecular function: glycerophospholipase activity. The coding region runs from base 1805 to 3841 and encodes 678 amino acids. Gene Ontology annotation, cellular component: extracellular region.
AAGCAAUGGUAAACGACAUGCCGAACCGAAUGAGCUGGGGACAACAGUCUAAUCAUUAGCGUUGAUCAUUCAACAACGUACAGUGGAACGCGUGUUCAACAAGGCAAACGCAAAUCAAGCAAGCAAAAAGCUAUAAUAUAUAGGAAAACGUGUAUAUGAAAAGUCGAGUGAAAAAUUAGCGUGAAAAUUCGCAUUUCUUUGUACAAAAAGUGCUAAAAAUAAAUUGCUACCUACACAGUGACAACCUGCGGGAGCAAACAACUAAGGACAGUGGUGAAAAAAAAGAUUUUUUUUUUAUAUACUAAACAAAUAUAUGUACAGUGAUACAUAUAUAAUAUAAAUUGAGAUUUUAAAACGGAAUUAAAUUAUCUGUGCAUUUUUUAGUACUUGCGUGUUUUACUGAUUUCUGGUGAAAUACACAGACUAGCAGCUAACAACAACAGCAAAUAUAAGUGUUAAUAAAAAAAAAAAAAAAUUAAAAGAAAAACUUGAAAUCGAAAUAAAACUUUAAAUCACAAAAAAAUUCUGAAAUAAAAAAUUUUGAAAUCGGAGUUUUUCAACUAAAUAAAUCAUAAAAAAGGCAUAUAAUAUAUAAAAAAAACGCACACAGAUACACAUACAUAUUUAACUGUGUAAAAGUCAAAAAGUGCAUUCCCAAAAGUCUUAACUGGAACGCAGCGCCGCAAUUUCAAUAAAAAUCUUCGCAUUUUCCAAUGUAGCCGUUUGGGGAAAAUUAACACGAGCGUGGUUGUUUCGUGUUAAAUAUCGAACAGAUUGUAUUCCCAACAAUAAUUGAAUGCAUUUCAUUGUCACUGCUCACUUUGCUUUCGUAGCCGCUUUGAAAAAGUGAAAUUAUUCGCAUUAUUAUAUUUAUAUAUACGUGUGUGCAUUUCCGUAUUUAAAAUAUUCAAAUAAUUUCUAACACAAGUGUACAAAAAAUCAAAAAAAAAAAAAAACCACAACUAAAACACAAACAGCACGUCACGAGAGUUUAGAUUAUUUCGUAUUUCAAUGGGGUGACUUGUGGAACAGUGCUCUCCUGAACCCGGGACCAAAAGGGACUUCAUUGACCAAAACUCAAACUAACUCCAGCCUAUUUUACAAAUUUUACAAAUCAAAUAUAUAAUCAAACAACAACGAAAAUUUUGGCAUUCAAAAAUCUACAACAAAAACGAAUGUUUUCAAAGUGCUUCCAACACAACCGAUUCUAAAAAGAAGAUACCAAAUUUUAGGGCAUUCACCGCCGCACUAAAAACACAAAACCAGCGAUUUGCAUUUAUAGAUCACAAAACAAGAAAAAAAAUAUUAAGGAAGUGGCAAUCAGACAACACAGAACUUAGUUUCUUUCCCAUAAGCCAAACAGCUAGCGUCCUGAACGCCUCCUCCGAUGAGCAACACGGUCGUUUUGCCAGUCAAAGUGGCCACAGAAACCCUAUACCUCGGUGCUAACCACCUCGCUUGUGCCAACGUUACACACACAGUUGUUGUUGUAGCAGCCAACAACAUCGGCACACACCGCCGCAGUUUUGGACAUUCGUACGCGGCACGCGCUGACCACAAUUAUAGCCGCGUGUAAGACCCUAGUCACAGCAUAUUUGUGCCGUUACCAGCUAAAUAUCACUUGUGAAAUCAAAUCUAAUUAAAAAUAAUCUGUAUUAUAAAAGAAUAAGAGGCUCUUAUCUUAGCAAAUACAAUAUUUUCAAAUACACAAGCAAAGGAAAGUAGGAAUUUUAAGCAGCGUUUUAGGCGCUUAAACGUAUUUCUUUCGCUUUUGUAACCAGUAAGCUUCAAGACGGCCGGAACAAUGCUUAAAGUUGUCGGAGCAUCUUGGCAAAAAACUCGGAUAGGGACUUACAUCCUUAUCGGUGCUGGCUUACUUGUGAUCGGAGCUUUCUUCAUUAGCUAUAUGGAACGUCCGAAAUAUAAUGGUACCUACUGUGCUACUGCAUUUUGGUCGAAACAUACGGGAUUUCACAUUGAAUACUGGAAACAGCAAAAUGAUCUUCUUAACAUUCCAAAGGGUGCUGCUAGAGUCUGUUAUAAGGAUUCCAUCUAUGAAAAUGGUUGGGCGCAAAUAGAGGUGGAAACACAACGAACCUACCCCGACUGGGUACAGGCUUUCGGUGCUGGCAUACUUGAGGGCUCUUUGACAUGGAACAACAUCUAUAAUCAAUGGAAGAACACCAUCGAAUCCUCCUGCAAUCGUGAUGAGAGUUCACAGAAUUUCUGCACUUGGCUGCGCGAGCUACUCGAUGAAAAUUAUAUGAGUAUCAAGGAGACGGCUUUACAACGUGGCGAACAUGAUCACUACUGGCAUCAGAUCAGUCUUUACUUUAGACAACUUGAGGGUCUAGAGACAGGGUACAUACGCGGCGCGUCACGUGCACGUUCCGAUCUCGAAGAAGAAAUACCAUUCUCCGAUUUUCUACUCUUGAAUGCAGCGGCAGAUAUACAAGAUCUUAAAAUAUACUUCGAGAAUUUCGUAUUGAAGACAGACAAUCAAACAGCUGACGCUGCGCAGACAAAGCAUACUGCAGUUGAAGUUGAAGACAGGCCAGCUGAUGCCAUUGCGGCGGCAGCGGAAACCGGACCAAAGAACUUCUUUCUACCGAGCGCUACAAUGCUAACGAAAAUCUUUCAAACUGGCGAUUCGCCAACAUGGCGUUUACUCUUCGGCCAUAGCACCGCCGCUAGUUAUGCCUCAAUGUUGCGCAUACAGAAACGUUACAAGUUUCACUAUCACUUCUCGCCGAAUCAACGCUCGAAUACGGUGCCCGGCGUAGACAUCACAUUCACUGGUUAUCCCGGCAUACUCGGCUCGACCGAUGACUUUUACAUUGUUAAGGGACGUCAGGUGCAAUCGAUUGUCGGCGGUGUUGGCAUUAAGAAUGAGAAUCUCGACUUGUGGAAGACGGUAAAUGUUACACAAGCGCUGCCGUUGGCGGCACGCGUCAUGGCCGCAAAUCGUAUUGCGCAGAAUCGACGCACCUGGGCGAAGGCAAUGUCACGUCACCCAUUCACUGGUUGUAAACAGUGGAUAACGGUGGACUUGAAUAAAUUGCGACCACAAGAUAAUUUAUAUAUGACGCUGGCGGAGGAUGAAAAACACGAUGACGCGGCAUUGCCUUUGAAUGCCGCCGAUGAAGCGGCCAUUAGUGAGCGUCACAAUCGCAAUAAGGGUUUGGUGUGGAUCGUUGAACAGUUGCCCGGACGUAUGCAUCUUAAGGAUGUAUCCGAGAAUUUCCUUACCGGUGAAAAUUCCACAUGGAUAGCCAAUGGUGUGCCGUACUUCGAGGAAAUGCUGCAAGCUAGCGGCUUAACGGCUGACAACACGUAUGACGAUAUGAAAGCCAAACUCGAAGAUGAGCUCACCAAUCUGGAGGCAGUCGAUCAGUUUAUGCGCAAGCACGGUUUCCGCGGUGAUCUGCUGGGCGAAGAGUCCGUGGCCUAUGGCAAUAUUGACAUUAAAUUGUUCUCGUAUAAUGCGCAAAUCGGUAUUAGUGAUUAUCAUGCCUUCGCCGGUCCCAUAUUCAUACGGCUGCAGCAUGUACAAACGCGCGAGUCGGUGGCAAGUGUGGCCAGUGAGUCCACAGACAUUGCCUCCAAUUUGAAGGACGAUCGUUUGAGCGUGAGCAUCGAUGAUGCGGCGCAGCUGGCCGAGUUGGAGCGCAUCACCGAUCGUCGUUCGGUGCGCAAUGACAUGCAAGCGAUCGCAAUGCGCGAGGCGUCGAGUGGUCCAUUCAAGUGGUCGGAGGUAGCGAAUCAUAUGUCGGAUGUUGAGCAUCAAGGUCACCCAGAUGAAUUUAAUUUUGGCAAAGUUUCACCGAAGUGGGCGUGGUGAGCGGUGGUUAUGCCAAUCAAGUAGCAGUUUUUUUUGUAUUUAAUUUUACAGUCAGCCAUACAUACACACAUACUCCUCCAUUUGUAUAUACAUAAAUACAUACACACUUGCACGUGUGUGUUUUCAUUCUAAUUUGCCGUGUGGAAUUUCGAACCAUUUUUACAUUACAUUUUAACUUAUUCGUUGGUGUGCUACCAA